Vanessa tameamea is the source of this 1893-nucleotide messenger RNA. Its product is annotated as zwei Ig domain protein zig-8-like. The coding region runs from base 427 to 1314 and encodes 295 amino acids. The transcript is spliced from 7 exons. The record is from RefSeq and is a predicted model, not a curated record. NCBI's taxonomy places the organism in Eukaryota, Metazoa, Arthropoda, Insecta, Lepidoptera, Nymphalidae. Gene Ontology annotation, cellular component: neuron projection membrane. Gene Ontology annotation, biological process: synapse organization.
CCACAUCGCAGUCUCGGACUUUCUAUCACUAGGGACACCCGUUCUGAUCUCGCCGGUUCCCGCGCGAUGUGUAACGAAAUUUAAAUGGUACUUUUAAAAAACGUAGUCUUUGUCGUAGCGCGUUUAAAAAUUUAUAACAAUGUUCCGAGUUUGAAAACUUUAGCUGUGAAGUGAUUUCGACGGUCUUUUGUAUUUCCUACUUUUGUGUUCGCGAAGUGUAUUGUUUUUUUAAGUGUUGCUAAGUGUUACGAAAAAUUAAACGGGACUCGGAGUGAUUAAUUUGCUGAGUUGCGAAGUUGAAAACAGUUUUGCGGGUAUUCAAUAUUAUACUUUUGUAUUAAGGACUGCUAUUGUGCGGCAUCUUUAUUUCUAAAAGUCAUAAAAACCAAGAACGAUGUACCCUUACCCUGGGGGCCUGUGAAAGCGAUGGCGCGUACUACAGCCGCCUGCCUCUUUACGGUCCAUUUUCUCUCGUGCAUUAUUGUAUGUCGACAAGACAGCGGAAACAAUCGGCCACGAGACCAGAGCACAGUCUCCGAGUCGUCUCGUCGGUUUCGAACGGAGUUCUUGGAAGACUGGCCUCAAGCCCCUGGUUCACCAUACUUUGACCCCAGCACACAGGACAACGUAACCGGCUUAGUAGGACAUCCGGUCACUUUACUAUGCAAAGUGAAGAAUUUACAAAAUAGAACUGUGUCAUGGGUGCGUCAUAGAGACAUCCAUUUAUUGACCGUUGGCCGCUACACGUAUACUUCAGAUCAACGCUUCGAAGCGCAACACAAGCCGAGGUCUGAAGAGUGGGCGUUACGUAUACGAAGCCCACAGCGAAGAGACUCUGGACAAUACGAGUGCCAAAUAUCAACAACACCACCGAUUGGGCAUGCGGUGUAUCUCAAUAUAGUGGAACCAGAAACAGAAAUAAUGGGUGGUCCAGAUUUGUUUAUCUACGCUGGCUCUACAAUAAACUUAACGUGCAUAGUGAGGCACACGCCAGAACCUCCAAGCACCAUCAAUUGGACACAUAGAGGAAAGACGAUAAACUUCGAUUCAACACGCGGUGGUAUAUCACUUGUCACCGAAAAAGGGAUCCAUAGUAGCAGUAGGCUACUUGUGCAAGCGGCGCGCACAUCAGAUGCUGGAUCUUAUCAGUGCGUCCCAGAUAAUGCUCAAUCAGCUACAGCGCGAGUUCAUGUGCUUACUGGUGAAACUCCAGCUGCGAUGCAAGGAAAAGCACAUUGUACGAGAGACCUUGGACUUCCCGCAAUUUUGUGUGUUGCUAUUGUAAUAUUAUACAUAGCCGUUAUCGUGAUAUAAAACAUAUUAUAGUUUAUUAAUUGUGCUCUUAAGUGAUAUAUAGACGAUGUGGCGUAAGCGUUGUGUUUGGUAAAAUUUUAAAUAAUAUUGUAAAUAUUUAUUAAAUAAAAAAAAAUGUAUUUAUUCAUGACAUUUAUAAAAAAAAAAAAAAACAAGUUAAAUUAUGAUUAUUUUUUUCAUUUAAUUGAACUGAUUCUAAAAUUUGUUUUGUGAAUGACACCACAAUAAUGUACAGGAAACAUCAAGAUGCAAUUCUUAUAUAUGUAAAAAAAAUAUCGAUUUUAUGAUUAAAAUACCAUCAAUAGAUACAUUUUUACAAUCUGUAAUUUUAUGAUGUAAGACAUCGAAUUAACUCAAAUAUGAAAUGCGUCUGUGCCAAGACGCAUAUAAUAUCUUAAGUACCAGGGUAAAUGAAUCCGAUAAAUUUACUAAGCAUUAGAAUAUUUCUAAUGUAUAAUUCAAUUCCAAUCGUUGUAUCAUAAUUAAAUAGCAUAAAUAUUCGUAGAAAGAAUUAAGUAAUAGACUAGUUACUUGUUUUAAAAACUUUGAUGUUGAUUUAAAUAAAAGACAAUUUUUUUA